CGUGAUGCUAACAGAGGUUAUGGCUGUAUGGAUAUGGAAAGGCUCCAAACGCUCCAUAAAAGCUCAAUAAUUAAUUCAGCGAUAAAUUAUUCAAUUGUGUUCUGUAUUAUAAUACAUACUCGAAGUAUCUUCCUUUACCACCAUCACAAUGUUUUGGAGUUUAGUUGUAAAACCGGGGAAGCGGUAUUCUUCCACUGUAAAAGAAUCAUUUCAUUUAUCUAUGGCCACAUUGGAUGUUAAAACUUGCAAAAAUGAUCACGAUGUACAUCCUGUUUUGAUCGAAGUCGAUGGCCAGGAGUUAUUGCUGUGUAAUUUAUCGAAAUCUGGUACUCCUCACUCUGGUCUGGAUUUAAUAUUUGAAAAAGACACUAAGAUCACUUUUUCCACCAGUGGCAAAGCCACUAUUCAUUUGACUGGCUAUUGUAUUCAGGAAGAUGGCGAUAGCGACGAUAACGAUAAUUACAGUAGCCUAGAAGAACAAGAAGAUGAAUCUUUUAGUGAAUUAGUUAAUGCCAAUAGAAAAUCGAAAAAUACCUGUAAACAAAAUGAUACUAAACGUAAACUCAAAUCUGUCGAUGCUAUUUCGAAGAAAAAGCCGAAGGGUGCUCAAACUGAUUCAGACGACAAUGAAGACGAAUGUGCAAAAUUGGGCAAACCCGUCAUUCCGAUCAAACCUCCCAAUCUAGACGUAUUGGACUUCGAACCAACCACUUUAUGGGAUACGCUUGAAUUUAUUAAAGACAAUUUGGAUGUGAAGACUGUUUCGCGUAUCAACGCUUGGCAAAUCGUGAGAACGUUUGAUAAGAUUUCACAUUCCAAAGUAUGCGUUUUGAGACCUCCUUGUUGGGGCAAAACUACCACUCUGCAUAUUUUAAAAUUGUACUAUUCCAAAGUUUUCCAUACGGGAACAUUCGAGGAAGUAAACCUUGAAAUUCCAAUAAAUAUUCUAAAAGGUCAUCAAAGUUUUUCGUUUGGCGAAAAACCAUUCGCUUUCUUUCGUAACGCCGAAGACGACGAGACCAAAGACGAGAAAAAUUGUAAGAACUCGUACGUGUGUUUUCAUCUUGACCUUUCGGUCGUCGUAAACAACAAACUUUCUAAAGUCAGAGUUGAUAUCGCAAACGCAGUUCACGAAACGUUACGCACUUACAAAUCUUUAUUAUCUGAACACGAACGGUUUGGCAAAUGCUUCAAAAGAACUUGUUCUGAAACCGUUGACCACCUUCAUCUACUAGCAUCCGCAUUAGAAUACCUGACGUACCAGAAAGUAUUUAAAUCGGCUGACAAACUAUUAUUUAUCGACGAUAUCGAUUUUCCGCUUCUCAAAUUGCAAAACGCUGAAGAAAGAAAAUGUAUCAUCAACUCGCUGGAGAGUUUAACGAAACGUCUCGUUAAUUUUGAUUAUCGAAUUAUUUGCUUCGGAGUAUUUCCUGGAUUUUGCAAAGACGCGAUGGCCGAUAGAUCGACUAAAUUCUUCCAUGUUGAUGAACCAACGUUAAAACCACUGUUCGGAUUAAAUCACGUCGAGGUAAAGCGCUUGAAGAACGAAGACGCUAGUUUAGCGAAAUUUGCCGGUGGUUACACUUAUCCUGGUACGAAGGACUUUUCGCUUUAUUGCAUGCAGUUAAGAGAAAACAGCCAGUCUACGUUCGAAGAAUCUAAGUUGAGAUCGAAAUCGUACGCCUUUAUUUGGAAAAGAUUUGGCGAAUCUACUUACCUUUACAAUCUUGCGUUACAGCUCCUCGAAUACGAUUACGUUUUCGCACCAGAAAAAAGAUGGUCGCUGGAUCGACAAUUACUGGAUCUAUUAUAUCACAGUGGAUUUGUUGUCAAGAUGUGUACGGAAAAUUUAUCCCUUGAAGUGUGGCGUAAUUUAAAAAACAAUAUUGAGAAUCAACUCGACCCUACGAAGUUGGUAUGUUAUGCGUUUCCCAACGCAAUUAUGAAGAAUUCGCUGCGAAGUUUUGUUUGCAUACGCGCUAGCUAAAGAUGUUUUCCUCCAAAAAUUGUGAAAUCUAAUCCGUAUUUCGUGUUUUAAUUAGGUAAUAAUAAGUAUUUUGAUUUUGAA
Messenger RNA from Planococcus citri (citrus mealybug), 2068 nucleotides. RefSeq lists its product as uncharacterized. The record is from RefSeq and is a predicted model, not a curated record. The coding region runs from base 149 to 1987 and encodes 612 amino acids. The transcript has 6 exons. NCBI's taxonomy places the organism in Eukaryota, Metazoa, Arthropoda, Insecta, Hemiptera, Pseudococcidae.